This is a messenger RNA of Bactrocera oleae (olive fruit fly), 910 nucleotides long. NCBI's taxonomy places the organism in Eukaryota, Metazoa, Arthropoda, Insecta, Diptera, Tephritidae. The record is from RefSeq and is a predicted model, not a curated record.
CGUUACAACAACAACAACAACCACCAUCCCAGCAUACAUAGUAAAUAUUCAAUACGCUCUCUGUCGCGUAGCCGAACCGCACAAACAUUUGCGAAAAUUUUGUGAAAAGGAUGACAGAAAAAAAUUCGACGCGAACUGCUUGCCUCUUUCCGCUCGUGGGAUCGUACAGAGCGACACCAAACGAAAAUUUGCCGGUAAUGAGCGACCAAAGAUUCGCCAUGUGAACGCCGUCUUUGAAACAUUGAAAUGAAAGUUAAUUCGCUUUGAUUGAAGUCUAUUUAUCCUGAGCAAAAGUUUCCAUGUCUGGACACAGUCUAGUGGAAAACACAAAAAUCAUUUGCACAAUAUCUCCUGCUGUAUAUUAUUAUCGUUGUAACUACAAUCUAUGCCUUUAUGAUAAUUAUUUACCUAGUUACCGGGUAAACUAGUGUUGCGAUUAUAUUGAAAAAUAAUGGACAAUGAAGGGGACAUGAUUUAUGAAGGAUUUUCAGAAAAUACUGCUUCACCUUUGUCUUUUCAAUUUCAAGCACUGGCAAUUAAAUUUGCUCAUGAAAAAAAUUUAAGAACGCGACGCAAGCUUUUGGAAAAUUGUAAAAAUCUUCUGAUGGCUUUCAAGCGAACAGUUCUUAUUAAUCGUCGUAGAUAUCAACAAAGGAUGCAACGGCGACAGUCAUUACUGCGCUCUUCUUUUAUGCAACAUCUACUGGAAUUAGAAACAAACUUUUACGAACUCCUUCCAAUAUCUAAUUUAAGUGACAUUCAAUUAAAAAUUAAUGAUGAAACACAAAAGUAUACUUAAACUGAGAAAAUUAUGUAUCUGUCAAUCUUAUAAGUAAAAUCAACCAACAGUGUUUCCACAAGGUAUAAACCGGGUUAGUACGAAAAAUAAAUGCAGUACGUAAUAUAAAAA